This is a messenger RNA of Theileria equi strain WA, 650 nucleotides long. RefSeq lists its product as hypothetical. Lineage: Eukaryota; Apicomplexa; Aconoidasida; Piroplasmida; Theileriidae. Gene Ontology annotation, cellular component: intracellular membrane-bounded organelle. The coding region runs from base 204 to 635 and encodes 143 amino acids. Gene Ontology annotation, molecular function: 2 iron, 2 sulfur cluster binding. The record is from RefSeq and is a predicted model, not a curated record. The transcript has 4 exons.
GCAAAUUAAUUGGUAUUACGGUAUGUGUCUUUAGUAUUCAUACCUCUGCAAUUAUCCGCUUUUGGGACAAACUGCGGACUCCUAUAUUCUAAAUGGAAAUAAUAGGAUAAAAUCCUGAUUAUUUCAUCGUUUUUACGAUUCUAAUAUAAAACAAUGCAAAAUCAUUGAAUUUAAGAAGUAUUAGUGCGAUAGAAUCAUGCGCAAUGUCUGAUCCUGUGGAUUACUUUGAUCACGUCAACUUUAACACUAGGCAUUACCCUAAGUAUUCUCAUGUUAUAGAAACAUUCCCUGGAAAGGAUCAACCUGAUACUAUCGUUAGGAUAUGCAGAUGCUGGCAGUCUAGAAGGUUCCCUUACUGUGAUGAUACACACAAGCUUCUUGCUGAAAUGGGUGAUGAUGUCGGCCCAUUUGUGGCAUUAAUGAAAUCAGAGAAGACCAAAAGGAAUGUGAUAAAAAUACAACAACCACUUGGUAAUAACAAUGGAAGCUAUGCGGUUCCAAAAUCAUUUGUAUCUUCAUCAAAGGUUGUAGCACUUGCAACACUUUCUACCUUUGCACUAGGUUAUGCCCUUAAUCGUAAGUUCGGGUUCACUAAGAAUAGUAUCUCUUCUGACGCCAAAUUUGCAACCACUUAAAACUUACCAUAUCUA